Messenger RNA from Piliocolobus tephrosceles (Ugandan red Colobus), 918 nucleotides. Its product is annotated as spindle pole body component 110-like. Gene Ontology annotation, molecular function: microtubule binding; small GTPase binding. The record is from RefSeq and is a predicted model, not a curated record. Lineage: Eukaryota; Metazoa; Chordata; Mammalia; Primates; Cercopithecidae. Gene Ontology annotation, biological process: cell motility. Gene Ontology annotation, cellular component: microtubule; motile cilium; Golgi apparatus. The transcript is spliced from 7 exons. The annotation marks the transcript as partial.
GAAAGAGAAAAAUAUGACAAAAAAAGGCAAAAAAUUAUUUUUGAUUUGCAACAAGAAAAGAACGAAAACAUAAAAAAACUGUUAGCAGGAUAUAAUGAAAAAAUUUUAAAUAUACAAAAUUAUUUUAGACUAAUCUUAGAUGAUCAAUUAGGAAUUAUUCACGCACUAGAGGAUGACAACCUUAUAAAAACUAAAAUAUUUUUUUCAAAAAAAAAGUACUUAGAAGAAUUAAAAAAAAGCAUAUUCACAGAUGGAAAAAAAUUAGAUAAUUUAGACAGAGAUGUGACGUUACUAAAAAAAGAUGUUACAUAUUAUGAAAAACUAAAAACUGAUUUAAAAAAAAUAAAAAAUAAAAGAAAAAAACAACAAAGCAUAUUAACAGAGUUAAAAUUAGAAACCGAUGUAAAAAAAAUGCUAUUUAUAAAAUUAUGUAAACAAUAUGAAGACAUCUAUAAUAAAAAUAAGAUGGAGUUGUAUAAUAAUAUACAACAAAUGUUAUUAGAAAAUCAUAUUUUAGAAACAAGAAUAAAGAUCCAAAAUAAAAAGUUUGAAAUAAAUAACUUAGAGCUGGAAAAGUGGAAAGAAUCACUUGAUAUAAAUCAAAACGAAGUCCUAAAUAAUUUUUUACAAAAUAAGUUUCAAAAUUUUGAAGUAUUAAAAAAAGAAGUUGAAGAUUUAAUAGAUGUACAACAAAAAAACAAAGAAAAUUAUGAAGCUAUACUACAUCUUAAUUAUGUGCCAAAUGAAGAUCUGGACAUUUUGAAAAGAGAAGAAAAUGUAUAUUAAAACAAAAUGGGGAAUCAAAAUAAAAAAGAAUAAACAAAGGAACACUUAUAUUAUUUUUUUUAUUUUUUUUCUUUUUUAAUAUAUAUUUAUAAAUGUAUAUUCAUAAAAAAGCACCCUUACUCACAAAUCUUA